AUGUUUCUAGUCUCUCCCUCUAAACUUUCAAUUCAAAAUGUGGUUAAAGUGGCAUUUGUAUUUUCAUCUUUCCUACUUUCCCUUUGUAUUUUGAUGAUUUUCACUACAACUCGACAAAUCGAAGAGUUUCGAGAAAAAACACUCGAUGAUUUGAAAGAAUGGAAAUAUUUCUCCGAAGAAGCUUGGAAGGAGAUAACAUCAAUGACGAUUGUAAGAUCGAGAAGAGCGGCUAAAACUGCGAAUAAAAGACAUACAAAUAGUUAUGCAACUUCCUAUAACAAGUUUGUUUUAACUGGUUUUUUGAAUAUUCUUCAAUUGUUUUCAGUGAAUAUCCAACAGCCCCACAACAACAAAACUCGUAUGCUCAAGUGAAUAGCUAUGCUGCUAGUCAAAAUGUAGAUCAGUGCAGUACGUUCCGUUUUUUUCAAGAUCACAAGUGAUUAAUAGUUUUUAGAUUGCGCUGCUCGCUCUAACAAUUGCCCCCUGGACCUCCAGGUCCUCAAGGAAAUCCAGGAUAUGAUGGAGAACCUGGACAACGUGGAUUGGACGGACGUCCUGGAGCUAAUGGUGUAGCUUUGAUUGCUUAUGAUCAAGAAGUUCCUGGAUGCAUUGUUUGUCCACAAGGUCCUCCAGGUUUUCCAGGACCAGUUGGCCCACCAGGUUGUCAAGGUAACAAGGGGCUACCUGGUCCACCAGGUUAUAACCCACCGCCAGGACUACCAGGACCAGCAGGACCUUGCGGAGAUAAAGGAGCGCCAGGUGGCGAUGGAACUCCAGGGCUUCCAGGAGAACCUGGAGAGGAUACGAUUCGACCAAUAUCACAACCUGGAAGAAAAGGACCGCCUGGAGGAGUUGGGCCAUGCGGACCUCCCGGACCACCAGGAUACACACCACCACCUGGACCACCAGGGCCACCAGGAUUUGCCGGGGAGCCAGGACAGAAUGGUGUUCAAGGAGAACCUGGGUUGCGAGGUUUUCCAGGAGCAAAAGGAGCACCAGGACAAGAUGCAGAAUAUUGCCCAUGUCCUCCAAAAAAUAGUGCAGUCAACAAACCAAGCAACUACGCACAACCUCCUCCACGUGAGUUCAGUUUUUGAGAAAGCUUCAUAGUUAUCCUAACUCUUUUUCCAGAAAACUAUGAUGUAUCUCAGAAUGCUUAUAUUGCUGGUGGUGCUCCAAUUGACUAUGGAAAACAAGAUGACGAUUAUCGCAAACGUUUAUUGGCGCGAGUUUUGAAAAAACAGAGAAAACUAGUUCUUGCGACACGCGCACGUAAUGUUCGCAGAAAACCGGUCAACCCAAAUACAACUGUAAAAGCGAAUGAAUAA
Caenorhabditis angaria is the source of this 1328-nucleotide messenger RNA. Lineage: Eukaryota; Metazoa; Nematoda; Chromadorea; Rhabditida; Rhabditidae. The record is from the annotation of a GenBank genome assembly.